Molecule: messenger RNA, 4294 nt
Organism: Crotalus tigris (Tiger rattlesnake)
Lineage: Eukaryota; Metazoa; Chordata; Lepidosauria; Squamata; Viperidae
Product: sodium-coupled monocarboxylate transporter 1-like
Exons: 15
Coding region: 1098-2894 (598 amino acids)
Biological process (GO): propanoate transmembrane transport; sodium ion transport
Cellular component (GO): membrane
Molecular function (GO): organic acid:sodium symporter activity
Source: RefSeq, a predicted model, not a curated record
UUCAUAUAUCAUUCUAAAAUAACAUUGUUCAGAAUUGUUUAUUAACUAAACCAUUAUUGAUUGAAUUUACAUGAUGUAUGGGCUGUUUAACAUAGUUUAUAACCUCACCAGCUCCUAUGUUGCCAACCAAAUCAUAUUAAAAAUGUAUCAACUUUGCCAUGCAGGUAUUAGCUUGGGUGGGGGUAAUAGGAAGAAUCACUCACAAAUAUUCUACCUGCUUCUAGAGAAACUGGGGGAAGGAUGGAUUCAUUCCUGCCUUGGUAUACGUGGAGGAAAUGGAAGAAUCAAUUUACCAGCAGAGAUUAAAUAGCAAACACACACAAAUGAACACUUUCUGAGACGAAAGAUGGUAUUAGUCAGAAUAAAUUAAUGAAUAAAUUAAUGGAGGCUAUGGAUUCCUGGCAGUAUACUUAAACUGGGCGCUGGUUCUCAGGACAUCACAUUACAACGCAUUGUCUGGAUGAAAGAAUCCAGCACCUUGAAUAAUAAGAGAUAGCAGCUGGGUGGUAGCGGGGAUUACUAUGCUACUCCACGCCCUCCGGCCACCACUUGAACUCCACAGCUGAGAAAAUCUUCCUGGUCUGGACCGGUUAGGGCUGUUCUCUCUUUCCCUCCCCUUUCGAUGCUCGGAAUGAUGACACUGCUCCAAUACUGAACCCGAGGAUAAAAAGGAGCCUAUCCAUUAAGUGCCUCCACAAGGCACUAGAGAGGAGCUCGCUUAGUAGGUUUGGUUUCCAACCCCGUCAAAGACGGCGGCCGGGAAAGGCGACAGGAAUCAACACCGGGAUAGCUUAUUGUUGGGCGCGGGGCACGGGACAAGGAGGCGAACGGCCAAGCGUCAGCCAGGGAAACCCGGCCAGAAGGCAGCGCCUCCGUCCUCAAGGAGAACAGUAGCAGUUUCUGGAGUUGUGCGAAGCGAAGGUUGCCGGCGAAGCGACCGCCUCCUUAGCAGAGCGCGCCGAGUUUUGCCGGGCUUGGGAGACGCUCGUGCAACCGGACAAGUCAAAGGCGCGCGCUGAGCGAGGAAGCGAGGCAGGCGGUCCAAGAGCGCCCCCCGGACUCUUCGCCCGCUCGGCGGAGGCGCACGGAGCUCAUCCAUGGUCACCUGCAGAAAAGUCGGGGGGUUCGCCGUCUGGGACUAUGUGGUCUUCGGAGUCAUGCUGUUAAUCUCCGCGGCCAUCGGGGUGUACUACGCCUUCGCGGGCGGUGGCCAGAGGAGCCGCGAAGCCUUCUUGAUGGGGGGCCGCAGCAUGACAGCUUUACCCGUGGCGCUCUCCUUGACGGCCAGCUUCAUGUCGGCGGUGACGGUACUAGGUACCCCCGCCGAAAUCUACCGCUUCGGAGUCAUGUUUAGCCUCUUCGCCAUCUCCUACGCAGUGAUGGUGGUUAUAAGCGCUGAGAUCUUCCUGCCCGUCUUCUACCGCCUGAAAAUCACCAGCACCUACGAGUACCUAGAAAUGCGGUUUAAUAAACAGCUGCGCCUGUGUGGAACAGGGCUCUUUAUUAUAUUGACGAUACUUUACACUGGAAUUGUCAUUUAUGCUCCAGCCUUAGCUUUAUAUCAAGUUACAGGAAUUCAUUUAUGGGGUGCAGUUGUUGGAACAGGAAUAGUAUGUACUUUCUAUUGCACACUGGGUGGACUAAAAGCAGUGAUUUGGACAGAUGUUUUUCAAGCAGCAAUCAUGAUAGCUGGAUUCUUAUCUGUGAUUAUACGUGGUGUGAUAGUACAAGGUGGUUUUGGAAAUGUAAUAUAUGACACCUAUCAUGGAGGAAGAUUAAAUUUCUGGGACUUCAGUCCUAAUCCUUUGCAAAGGCAUACAUUCUGGACAAUUGUUGUAGGUGGGACUUUUACCUGGCUUGGAAUAUAUGCAGUCAAUCAGUCUCAAGUUCAGCGAUAUCUUUCCUGCAAAACCAGAUUUCAAGCAAAAUUAUCUCUUUAUUUAAAUCUCGUGGGACUCUGGAUAAUUCUUGCAUGUGCAGUAUUAUGUGGAUUAAUAAUGUACUCUGUUUUUAAGGAUUGUGACCCAUGGACAGCAAAAUGUGUGAUGGCAUCAGACCAGCUCAUGCCUUAUCUGGUGUUGGAAAUUCUACAAGAGUUUCCAGGAAUGACAGGUCUUUUUGUUGCUUGUGCUUAUAGUGGAACCUUAAGUACAGUGUCCUCUAGCAUCAAUGCUUUAGCUGCUGUGACUGUAGAGGACCUCAUUAAACCUUAUUUCACGUUAACUGAAGUUAAAUUGUCUUGGAUUUCUAUGGGGAUGAGUUUAUUUUAUGGUGCGGUGUGCAUUGCUAUGGCUGCCUUGGCAUCAGUUCUAGGAGGAUUGUUACAGGCAGCAUUGACCAUUUUUGGCAUGGUUGGUGGGCCUCUCCUGGGCCUCUUUUCCUUGGGCAUUCUUUUUCCCUUUGUCAAUGCCAUGGGUGCAUUUAUAGGUCUCAUCUGUGGAUUUGUUCUUACCCUUUGGGUUGGAAUUGGAGCUCAGAUUUAUAAGCCGCUGGAUACUAGGACCCUGCCGUUACCUCUUUUAAUUACAGGCUGUAACAUAAGCAGCCUAAGCACAGAACUGCCAACUGUUACAACUGAAAAUAGUGAGAGACCAGUCCUUGCAGAUUAUUGGUAUUCUUUAUCCUAUCUGUAUUUAAGCCCAAUUGGAACUCUGUUUACAGUUGCUGUGGGAAUAGUCAUUAGCCUUUUGACAGGAGGACUUAAGCAGAAUGUGGACAAAAAAUUCUUACUCAGCAAAGAGGAUCUUUUUUGUAAUUUCUCAGGUGGUAAAUCGAAACAAGAAGAUAAAAAAGUUUUGAAUUGUACACCAUGCAAUGAAGGAACUGACAAUCCAGCCUUUAAUCAUAUUGAAAUGAUGACAGAGAGUAAAAAAGGAAAUGACACUUAUUUGUGAAAAUGUUGGACACUUUGCUAAAGUUGACAGCUAUUUCAAAUAUAUUAACAUGGAAUACAACUAACAUUUUGCUAUGAGAAUACAUUAGAAAAUUCAUCCUAACCUGAACUUUUGCCCUUCCAUAUUUUAACAUCAGUCCAUAUUGGCUGGGAUAUUGUUAAAGAAUACAUUACGCAAAUAGUAACUAAAAAUACGGAAACAAUAACAAAUCUAAUGUUUUAAUUUCAUAAGAUAUGUGAAGCUCAUUUUGGAAAUUAAUACCUGUCAUACCAUUGUGUGCAAAAUGAAAACUAUGUUAUGAAUGUGUUUUUAUUAUUUCAUUGGCUAUUGGCUAUCAUCUGAGAUCAAAUACUCAAUGAGAUUUUACUUCUGAGAAAAAAAUACAUAGAAUUGCAUUGCCAUGUUUUAUUUUCCAAAAACUUCACUUAUUUGUCUUUUAGCAUCACCCAAAAUGUUGCACAUUUCUUCAUGCCCUGAUUUUUUUCAUGUUAACAUGGAUAACUGUCCAUGUGUAGAUCUCAUGUGGAACUUUAUACUUCGGGGUCUUUUACAGUCAGAGCAUUAGAAUCACAGAAAGACUAGGUAUAUUGAAACUUUCCUGUUUCAAAUGUCUUCCUUACAGCAUCUAUCGAGUGCAGUAAGAGAGCUUAUGUUAUCAGGUUAAAACUAAAAACAUAGUUCUACAAUUCUUUCAAUUGAUUUUGCAUCCUGAUGCAAAUUUGUGAGAGAUGGUCCAGUGUGAAUUAUUCAAUAGAAAUACCAUCAGAAUGUAAUCCUACAGGUUUACUCAGAAAUAAGUCCUUUUAUAUUAAAAGAGAAAUGUUAUUACAAUUCCAAACCUCUUGAUGCUUCUCAAGUUGCCUGUGCCUUUUAUUUAAAACCUUUAAAACUUUUAAAACUUUUUUUUUUAAAAAAACUGGGAAGCAUCAAAGCUAACAUCCGCCAAAGAAUAGAUCUCAGUACUCCAUGGACUCAGAACAUUGAAAAAAAAAUGAUCAAAAGAUUGGGGCUUUUUGGCUAAAAUUGGGAAAGGGAGUUUAGGUGGAUGGCUGAAAUUCCCAAUGAGAGUUUAGGAAUAUGCAAUAUUUGUGUGAUGGAAUAAUGAGGUACAUGGCUGUGAAUGUCUGGAAGACUGAUUAUCUGAAUAUGUAAUUGAGACUAAAUGUUUGGGAGUAAACCAGAAGAAUAAGAAUAUUUUUAAGAAAUGAUGCUGAGAGAGAAGUUUUAUGUCUUAACACUAUGUGUGUAUAUUUAGGAGAAAAAUUACUUGGGUAUGAUCUGUCUGUGGAAAAUCAAUUAAAUAAUUUCAGAAUAAUUUAUUUAAAGUUAUUUUGGGAGUGGUAUAUCCUUUCUAUGAAAUAUGUCUUUUCUUAGAAAAUAAAACUAUAAGUUGAAAAAAA